AAGAAUAGACCAGCAGAAAGAAGUACGCUGCUUAGAGAUCGGGGCAUACUUUUGAAUCAACUGGAUCUGCUGCAGAACAAACAGGAAUUAUGAAGUUGAGGUUUUAGCUUUACCAGCCUUUUAUUCACCUUGCUGUUUCACUUGGCAUGUGGUCUUAAAUCUUUGCUGACAGCUGCUUCACUAUUUUUUGCUGUUAAAGGACACGUGACUGUGUGAGCUGAGGCAGGGAAAAGGAGACGAGCCGUUGGUGUAUGGACUAAACUCACUGUUCUUUUCUCUGUUUUUCCAUUGGGCCGUGGCUGCCAUGAAUUCUUUGGGAGGCUCGCCUUACCUUAUGAGGAGGAUUUACGGUGCCAUUCUGAAUAUGUGAUUAGAGCAGUGUUAUGGUUAAAGAUGCAUAACUUCUUUAGACCUGUAGGGGUUUAAAAACCAAAAAAAAAAAGUCUGUCCCAGACAGUAUUUAAAGUCUUUUGAAUGAGUUAAACUUAGAUCCAAACAACACUGUCAGUGAGAUGAAUCCUUUCAGGCAAUAUUUUAUGAUACUCUUUGAGUGGAUAAGCUUAUGGCUGAGAUAUGGUCUUACAAGACUUUGGAGAGAUUUUCCAGUGGUCAAUACUUGGAUAGCUUCCCCAGGUAUCACAGAUAGGCGAUCAUGCCAAGAAGACUCAGAGGAGUGGAAAACCAAUGAGGCACUCCGCACAUAUCACCUUGGAGAUGGAAGUGAAACCAUGGUUACAGUCCAAACCAGUACACAUGCUUUCCAUGCGGACCUGAGAAGACUUUCAGAGUGCAGCGAGUACUUCCGGGCGUUGUCCCAGUCCAAAAUGAGAGAGACCUCAGAGAGCCUCAUCCACCUGGACCAUGUGUCUUCCUCCGUCUUCUACAAUCUCCUUGAGUUCUCCUUCCAUAAUAAGUUUGGGGUCCCUCAGGAGGAGCUGGGCACACACAUCCAGGUCAGCAGCUACCUCCUUACUCAGGCCUUCCUCUCAAAGUGCCUUUCAGUCCUGGCGGAUGAACUCAGGCCAGAUAACUGUUUAUCCUACCUGAAUCUGGCUCAGGAGAUCUGUUGUGCAGAGCUGAAGAUGACAGUGUUCAGCUACCUGAGUAGAAACUUGAUGGAGCUGUCACUCCUCACCCGGUGUCUGAACGAUGAGGAGAAGGAUGAAGUUGUCAACAUGAGGAUACAAGGAGACCGACAUCUUUGCACCCUCAGGAAAGAGAACCUUACUACUUGGAACGACCCAGAAACAGAACGUGCCCGACAUAUCUUCAUCCUAAACGGCUCGGAGGACAGUGAAGACUGGCAUCCAGUUACAGAGCUUCCUUUCAGGGCGGAUAAGUGGUGUUUCACUACAGUGGUUCUGUAUAACUACCUGUACAUCAUAGGAGGCUACCGGCACCGUGCGAGGAGAGGCUUAGAGUUCAAAAUGGCUUCCUUUAGGUAUAAUCCCUUCACUCAUACAUGGGUCUCCACCGCUCCUCUGAUUAAGCACAGAAGACACUUCAGUGCGGUGGCCUGUGAAGGCUGUAUAUAUGCCGUGGGAGGCUGGUACCUGGACUCCCUGGUGAGUCCAGACUCCAGCACGGCUCUCUAUACAGCUGUAGAGUGCUAUGAUCCAUGGGAGGACGCAUGGAGGUUUGUCUCCUCACUGCCACUCACUGACUUCCAGUUUACUGUGUCCUUGUCCCAUGAUGUGCCCCUUGCUACUAGCCUUGGACACUGUCUUUAUGUGUUGGGCAGCAUCCAGAGGACUGGAGAGAAACUGCUGCUUCAGUACAACACCCAGCAAGACUCCUGGUCUGAACUGCUUCCCACCCUCACCAGAGCAGAUGCAGACCUCCCUACUCUUUACUUCCUGGGUGUCACUGACAGGCUGCUUGUGAUUGGUGGAAACAACUCCGAGAACGUCGUGACAUCGUUCUGUGUGCAGUCACAGAAAUGGGGAGAAGUGCGCAGGGCUGAGAAAGUGGCAUUUGCAGGACAGGGGACAGUUGCAGAUGACGAGGUCCUGAUGCCAAGUAUCGAACAUAACACUGUUGCAAAGCUAGAUCUCCAAACUCUCUCCCUCAGAGCUUUUCCUCCUCUACCAGUCUCCGCGCGCUAUGAAGCUGUCUUUUAUCUUCACUUCUAAUGUUAUAGUUAUCUUCUUUGCAAUACUCUACAUAUUUUGUCAUUGUUUUUUGUGGUUGAAUGUAGUAGUACUUAAGUCUUCCUCAGUCAUAAGGCGAUAAACUCCUUAGGUGGAUUUUCCAUGGGGGUUUAUCAUUGUCUCUUGUGUUUAAAAUCUCGGUCCUUUCUGUUGAACUUUGAUUCUACAGGCACACCACAGUUAGAAUAAGGCACUGUGGUAACUUAAAAUUGCUUUUAUCCAUUCUUCCGAUGGGACUUUGGUGCUUAUGGGACUUUUUUUUGACUUGAAUUGACUUGGUUCUGUUUGUGUGCCAAGAAAUUCUGUAUAUAUAUAGUUUUUGCUGUUCUCGCUUGUUUGUGAGAUUCAAAAUCCCAAUGGAUUUCUUUUUGGUUAAUAAAGGUUUUUUUUAUGAAUAAGGAUCUACAGAGGUUAUCCUGAAUUGUAACCUCCAGUCCAAGCCUGGAGAGCCUGUUCCCUUUUACCUUUGUUUAUUUUUUGUUAGUUGUUUACAU
Messenger RNA from Xiphias gladius (swordfish), 2644 nucleotides. Its product is annotated as kelch-like protein 42. Bases 513 to 2132 code for a protein of 539 amino acids. The transcript has 8 exons. Gene Ontology annotation, molecular function: protein binding. NCBI's taxonomy places the organism in Eukaryota, Metazoa, Chordata, Actinopteri, Istiophoriformes, Xiphiidae. The record is from RefSeq and is a predicted model, not a curated record.